UCCCUAUCUUUUUAUCUUUUCCACCAUUUUAGCUACUUCAUAAUUUUCUUCAACAUUUUCUCUAUUUCCCAUUUCCUUAUAUCUUUCUUCUAAUCAAAGUGAUACAACAGAACUACGGGUGGCUGGUCUAUGGUGUCCACAGUCUUCCCCUCAGACCUCCGUUUUUUAAUGCCCUCUUUUUGCUUGUUGAAUUGAAGGGUCUUCUUUAAUCGCCUCCUUUCCCCCCUUUCAUUUCAAUUCAUUACAUUGAAUUUAAGUAUUUUAUUACUUCAAUUCAAACCGUUAUCCUCCAUUCUGUAACUUUCUGUUUGUUUCUGUCUUCUUUAGGCUAUGCUGAGCAAGUUCAACUUAAUUCCAAUUCUCUUUCAAAACCCCUUCUGGAAUUUUAGCGAUGUUUUUGUAGUUUUGAUGGAGACCCAACAUGGGGUUUUCGAUAUUGAGGUUUGAAGUUCUUUUCUAGUGGGUGGAUUAUCAUUGUUGUUCCAGAUGGUGAGUUUCUUAGGUUUCUAUUGAUGUGUUUUUUUAAGCAAGGAUUUUGAUGAUUGGUGUUCGGUUUGAAAGGAUUGGGGAUUGUUAAUGUAUAGCUUCUGGUUUCUUAAUUCGUUGGGGGGUUCUUAUUUUGUGGAUUGGAGAGGUUAGGAUAUAGAAUGGAUGAAGCUCAGGGAGGCGGCUUGACUUCACUGCCUCCAUUUUUAGUCAAAACGUAUGAUAUGGUUGAUGACCCUUCAACCAAUUCCAUUGUUUCAUGGAGUUCUAGUGAUAAAAGCUUUGUUGUUUGGAAUCCACUGGAGUUCUCAUCAGUUUUGUUGCCUAAAUUCUUUAAGCAUAGCAACUUCUCAAGCUUCAUCAGGCAGCUCAAUACUUAUGGGUUCAGAAAGGUGGAUCCUGAACAAUGGGAAUUUGCCAAUGAGGAUUUUGUUAGAGGUAAGCCACAUCUGAUGAAGAACAUCCACAGGAGAAAACCAAUCCAUAGUCAUUCUUUACAGAACCUUCACGGUCAAGGAAUAUCUCCUCUAACUGAAGUGGAAAGGAACAGUUUUAAGGAUGACAUCGAAAGGCUGAAACUGGAUAAAGAACAGCUUCUACUCGAGUUGCAAAAGUACGAACAAGAAUAUCAAGGAGUUGGAUUGCAAAUACAAAAUUUGAAAGACCGAUUUCAACGUGUUCAACAGGAGAUGCAAUUAUUUAUCAGUUUGAUGGCUCGCCUUUUGCAGAAACCAGGACUUCACUUGGAUCUCCUGCCACAAUUGGAAACUCCUGAGAGAAAGAGGAGAUUACCUAGAGUUUCUUACAACAUUAGUGAAGACAGCCUUGAGGACAAUCAUUUAGGGACAACUCAAACCAUUGGUAGAGACGAUAUGGGUUGUAGUUUUGAUCCAAUUUUGGAAAAAGAGCAGUUAGAACUUCUUGAGACAUCGCUGACCUUUUGGGAAGGAAUUAUCCAUAGUUAUGAUGAAACAGUUAGUCCACUUGAUUCAAGCUCAAACCUGGAGUUGGUUGGAUCUGUGAGUCAUGCCAGUAGCCCUGCUAUAUCUUGCAGACUAGUUAGGGAAGAAUUUCGGUGUAAAUCACCUGGAAUCGACAUGAAUUUGGAGCCCAUGGCUACUGUUGCUCCUGACUCUGUAGCUUCAAAAGAUCAAGCAGCUGGAGUAAAUGCUCCAUUACCAACUGGAUUCAAUGAUGUUUUCUGGCAGCAAUUCUUGACAGAGAAUCCUGGUGCAUCUGAUCCACAAGAAGUUCAAUCAGCCAGAAAAGAUUCGGAUGUCAUAAACGAAGAAAACAGACAGAGUGAUCACGGAAAAUUUUGGUGGAACACGAGGAGUGUAAAUAAUGUCGUAGAACAGAUAGGGCACCUUAAACCAGCUGAGAAAUUUUGAUACUAGGUUGACUGUUUUUCUGAAUUACAGAUUCCCCUUAGCUCACAUGUAAUAUAGUUUAUUAUGAAUGGAACGUUUGAGCUUCCACCCAUGUCUUUUUCAGUUGGUCUCGUUGAUUUUAAUUUCCUCAUGAUACUUGACUUGUUUAGAGAAUUGCUGGCUGUACCUAUGAAUGAACAAUAUUUUUUACUGCUUUAGUAAUAUAUCAGGGAAUAGACAUUAGUAAUGGAUCA
Molecule: messenger RNA, 2110 nt
Organism: Cucumis sativus (cucumber)
Lineage: Eukaryota; Viridiplantae; Streptophyta; Magnoliopsida; Cucurbitales; Cucurbitaceae
Product: heat stress transcription factor A-4c
Exons: 2
Coding region: 648-1877 (409 amino acids)
Biological process (GO): regulation of transcription by RNA polymerase II
Cellular component (GO): nucleus
Molecular function (GO): RNA polymerase II cis-regulatory region sequence-specific DNA binding; DNA-binding transcription factor activity
Source: RefSeq, a predicted model, not a curated record